Messenger RNA from Zophobas morio, 1881 nucleotides. RefSeq lists its product as uncharacterized. The record is from RefSeq and is a predicted model, not a curated record. The transcript is spliced from 23 exons. Bases 1 to 1881 code for a protein of 626 amino acids. NCBI's taxonomy places the organism in Eukaryota, Metazoa, Arthropoda, Insecta, Coleoptera, Tenebrionidae. Gene Ontology annotation, cellular component: nucleus. Gene Ontology annotation, molecular function: endonuclease activity; metal ion binding.
AUGAAUAAUAAAAACCAAGCGUUUAAAACUAACUUUGUAAAAUGGGCUUCCAAACAGUUGAACUCGAUAGGAGCUGAUGGACCCGUUUUAGCAGAGUAUAUUGCGCUUUUGUUUGAACAAAGUUGUAAAGUAGUACCUGUAGACAAUUUAACUCUCAACGAAGUUCUUUCUCUUAUAACCUCACAAUUGGAAGCCGCGGGGAUCGAAGCUCAACAAAGUACUGAUUUAGCUAAAAAGUUAGUUACCGUGUGGAUGGGAAAAGACCAAAGCUACUUUUUUUUAAAAGGUAAACUACGAAAGUCUCCUAACAAAGCUUCACCCACCAAAACCGCCAAGGCUAGAAUCGUUUCAAAGGUCGAGGUUUCUCCUGAAAAAACCCCUUAUGUUGGUUCCUGCAUGGAAGCGUUGGAAAACUUGAAUUUGUCUGCAGAAGAAAACACACGCACGGACCAACUAAACGAAGAACUCAAUCCUUAUUCUGAAGCCGCAAACACGCUUGUUACGAUGUUUAAGUUAUGCACUUUUGAUCUCGCGCAGUUUAUACUGCAAGAAGUCGAGGGCGAUGUGGAAAUGGCUAUUGAAAUUUUCUUGGAAUAUUAUGGUGAGCUUAAGGGAGAGCAGGGACCGUCCUCAGUGUCCUCGGAAACACAGGUCCCUUGCCGUUACUUCCUCAAAGGCUCGUGCCUGCGAGCUGACUGCCGGUUCUCCCACGAUGUUUCUUCCGCUCCCUGCAUGUUUUGGGCUCACGGCGCAUGUUUCAAAGGUUCCGCGUGCGAAUUUCUUCAUAAUGAGCUUACUCACUCGGAGUCUGUGCGCGCCAGUGAGGAGCAGAGGGUCAAAUUCGAGAACUCCCACGAUUUUCCCAGUCUUUCUACGGAGAGCCUCUCGUGUUUAGGGCCACGCCAACCCCCAGAGCCAAGGCAGAGCAUUUGGUCUCGGUCUGGACAUACUCUCGCUAGGACUAUGAAGUUUAACAAGCUGUUGGAAGUUUUUCCUGGCACUCCGGAGUUUAUUGUUGAACACUUCUUCAAUCGCAAUAAUUACGACUAUCAACGCACUGAAGAGGCUCUCGGGAAAUUGUAUCCAGUCGUGAGAAUGAACAAGAAAGGAGCCCCCCUCCCGUAUCGGCAGUUACGAACCCGUGAAACACUUUCUCAUUCUGUUGAGCCCGGCGUUAAUGAGUGGGUAGACACGGGGACUCCCGUAUCCGAGUUGUACAACCGCUACCGGAGAGUGGCGGUCGAGCACGCGCGUUUGAGAAACAAAUAUUUUCAGGAGGCUGUGAAGGCCUACCAGCGCAAUGAUGUGAAAGCAGCCAAGAUAUUCUCGGAGAAGGGGCAUCACCAUGAUGAACUUAUGCAUGCUCUUCAGGAGAAAGCUUGCAAAGAAAUUUUUAAUACGCGCAACCCCUCUGGGAAUCCUUUUGUCCUUGAUUUGCACGGUUUACAUAUAAAAGAGGCAUUGGCCAUCCUGAAAAGCUCUCUGGAAAGAGCCUCUAAGCAGAAGAAGAGGAAGUACCUUUAUACCAUCAUUGGAACAGGCCGUCAUUCACUUACGAGACACGCCAAACUACGACCAGCAGUGGAAAAUUUUCUUAGCCUAAAUGAUUAUGCCUUUGUGGACUGCAGUAGCGACCGCAGAGGCGAAUAUCUAUGCACACAAAAUAGGGCGCCGCCUCAAUUGCCGGACGACUGCAUAAGUAGACGAAGCAGAGCGUGGUUAGUUGUCGACGCGCCCCUUGAAAGAGAGGCCGAGACAGUACGCUUGUUGAGCUUCCAAGUGUCAUUGAGCCGAGAUGUCAUGAAUUAUAACGCGAAAAGUAAAGAAGUAAGCAGUUCGUGCUGCGAACAACUCACUGACGAGGCAAAUAUGAAAAACUAA